AUGAAAAGUCAAACAAAAGCGAAAACAUCUAAAAAGUAAAUAAUUAAAAGAUUUAUAGUGCUCCUCAGAUAAUUUUAGAUUUAAUAGAGUAAGCUAAGUAAACGAGAUUAUAUUUGUUAAAGAGAAUAGGACCAACUAGUUUAAAGUAUUGUGAUGAAGAUGGAAAUAAAUUUAAAGUAGAACUGUCAACAAAUAUGAUUUGUUCGUGUAAUUAAAAUAACUCACAUUGCAUCCACACAAUUCAUGCAUUACUAAAAGUGUUUUAAGUAGAUGAAAAAUGUCCAAUUCUUUGGUAACAAUAAUAUUCUCAAUAUGAUAUUACAAAUAUUUUAAAUGGACAAUAUAAAACAUAAUCAUAAUAAACUAAAACAAGACAAUAAAUAAGUGUAAUAAGAUAAUAAUAGUAGUAAUAAGUAUAGUAAAAUAAUAAUACAUCUGAAGAUUAAUAAUAAAAUCGAUAAUAAAUAACAGAGGAUGAUAUGUGUCCAAUUUGUUAAGAGAGUUUAGUUUGUAAUGAAGCAUUAGUACAUUGUAAAAAAUAAUGCGGAAAUAAUUUUCAUGCUAAGUGUAUGAAAGUGUGGGUGAUGUAGAAAUAAACUGCUGGUAAAAAGAUUAAUUGUCCAAUGUGUAGAGUUGAUUGGGGUGAUACUGCAUUAGUUGAAAUAAGAUAAGAGGAGAAAAUAUUUGAAAAUCUACAUAAAACUCACAAUAAAAUAUGUAGUUAUUGUAAAAUUACACCUAUAAUUGGUACAAUAUAUACAUGUAUAUCAUGUUCAAAUUAUCAUUUAUGUGAUAAAUGUCAUAAUAAAAAGACUCAUUAAUAACAUAUCUUUAUGUUUAAGCAUUCAAGAUUAGAAAAAUAUUAAUUUGAGGUAAAUGUUACAAUAGAUUCAUUAAUGUAUUUAUUUCCUGAAAAUUUAAAUGCUGGUAAUCAUGAAACAGGAGGUUUGAUGUUAGUUGGUACUGGAUUCUAGAAAUAAAGUAAAUGUUCCUUUUGUUAUAAGUAAAAAUAACNUUACUUCUAAAGAAUAUCCACUGUCAACUCAAAAAUAUCAUCUAUUAAAUUCAUAUUAAAUUUUUUUAAAAAUAUCAUCCUUUGA
Molecule: messenger RNA, 1100 nt
Organism: Paramecium sonneborni
Lineage: Eukaryota; Ciliophora; Oligohymenophorea; Peniculida; Parameciidae
Source: the annotation of a GenBank genome assembly